This is a messenger RNA of Crotalus tigris (Tiger rattlesnake), 1836 nucleotides long. Its product is annotated as cytochrome P450 11B, mitochondrial-like. Lineage: Eukaryota; Metazoa; Chordata; Lepidosauria; Squamata; Viperidae. The coding region runs from base 58 to 1569 and encodes 503 amino acids. The transcript is spliced from 9 exons. Gene Ontology annotation, cellular component: mitochondrial inner membrane. The record is from RefSeq and is a predicted model, not a curated record. Gene Ontology annotation, molecular function: iron ion binding; corticosterone 18-monooxygenase activity; steroid 11-beta-monooxygenase activity. Gene Ontology annotation, biological process: cellular response to peptide hormone stimulus; aldosterone biosynthetic process; glucocorticoid biosynthetic process.
UAGCUGUCCUUCCCAGGGAGCCCAGAGCCGGCAAGGGACCCUGAGCAAGAGCAGGAGAUGGGGGCAUGCAGCCGCCUGAGGCCCCGCUCUGCUCACCCUGGCCUUUCUCGGGCCCUCUGCCACUCCCUGGCCCCUGCCGUGGUCGCUAAGCUGAGCCCCCCCAAGGCGCAGCCCUUUGAGGCCAUCCCACGCAACGGGCACAACGCCUGGCUCAACCUCUUCCAGUUCUGGAGGACCAACGCCUUCCAGAACCUCCAUCGCGUCAUGGACAGGAACUUCCAGAACCUGGGACCCAUCUACAGGGAAACGGUGGGCAGCCAUGACAGCGUCAACGUCUUCCUGCCACAGGAUGCCGCCCAGCUUUUCCAGACAGAGGGGAUUUUUCCACGCCGGAUGGGCAUAGACUCGUGGCUAGCCCACCGCACUUUGAGGAACCACAAAUGUGGCGUCUUCCUAUUGAACGGGGAAGAGUGGCGCUCGGACCGUCUGACCCUCAACAAGGAAGUGAUCAGCCCUGCCGGCACCCGCAAGUUCCUGCCCUUCCUCAACACGGUGGCCGAGGACUUUGUGGCUUUCAUGCACCGGCAGGUCAGGAAGAACACCCGGGGCUCUCUGACCGUGGACCUCUACCACGAUCUCUUCCGCUUCACGCUGGAAGCCAGCAGCUACGCCUUGUAUGGAGAGCGUCUGGGUCUUCUGGAGGAGAGUCCCAAGCCCGAGUCCCAGGAGUUCAUCAGCGCCGUGGAGAUCAUGUUGCAGACUACGCUGCCUCUGCUCUUCAUCCCGCCAGGCGUGAUGCGCUGGGUGAACAACAAGCUCUGGCAGGACCACCUGAAGGCCUGGGAUACUAUCUUCAGCCACGCUGACAAAUGCAUCCAGAACAUCUACCAGGAGUUCUGCCUGGGGAAGCCCCGCAAAUAUUCGGGGAUCAUGGCGGAGUUGCUGGUCCAGGCUGAGCUGCCUCUUGACUCCAUCAAGGCCAACGUCACCGAGUUAACAGCCGGGGGUGUGGACACGACCGCCAUGCCCCUGCUCUUCACCCUCUUUGAGCUGGCCCGCAACCCUCAGGUCCAGACCGCCAUUCGGGAGGAGAUCAAGGCAGCCCAGGCCCAGGGCUCCAAGGAGCUCUCCAAGGUGCUGAACGCCAUGCCGCUGCUCAAGGGGGCCAUUAAGGAGACGCUGAGGCUCUACCCGGUGGGCAUCACCAUCCAGCGCUACCCUCUGAGAGAUAUGGUGCUCCAGAAUUACUGCGUACCAGCUGGGACUCUGUGCCAGGUGGGGCUCUACUCCAUGGGCCGGAGCCCGGCGGUAUUUGCGGACCCCGAGCAGUACAAGCCCACCCGCUGGCUGAGCAAAGAGGACCACAGCUUCAAGGCCCUGGCCUUUGGCUUCGGCUCGCGCCAGUGCAUCGGCCGGAGGCUGGCAGAGGCCGAAAUGGCGCUCUUCCUCAUGCACAUCCUGAGGAACUUCAAGAUUGACACCGUCUCCAAGGAGGACAUCUGGACCAUCUACAGCUUCAUUCUGAAGCCGGAGAAACCCCCUCGGCUCACCUUCCGCCCCAUUGACUAGGGGCCCCUCCCCAUGUGGGCUUGUCCUGCUCACCAGCUCUGGCCUGCAAUCUGCAGAGGGGGAGGGGGGAGAAGGGACAGGCCCCGUUCUCAAAGACCAGGAAGCCCCCCCCCAUUUGCCCAGCUUCCUCCUGACAGCAAACCACACUCCUUACUAGCACUGAUGACGUUACCUAGAUGGGUCAUGAAACGUCUGCAAGAAAACAACCCAGCUCAGAGACUACUACUACUACUCUUUCUUCUUCUUCUUCUUCUUCUUCUUCUUCUU